Messenger RNA from Bipolaris maydis ATCC 48331, 867 nucleotides. RefSeq lists its product as uncharacterized. The record is from RefSeq and is a predicted model, not a curated record. NCBI's taxonomy places the organism in Eukaryota, Fungi, Ascomycota, Dothideomycetes, Pleosporales, Pleosporaceae.
CGCGCCAACGCCACAACCAUUCGGCUUCAUCGUGGCGCCCUCUAUUUCUCUCACACGGAUUAAAAAAAAGAGUAGAGACCAGGGCCACUUAGGCACAAAGUGGAAGGCAAGAAAACGACUUCGGAAUAUCGGUCACGUGGCAUUUGUCAUGGGCAUCGACUGAUUCUACUCAUAACAACGGGACUAGCGGAUAUACGGCAACUCAUCCCAACUCCAUGUUACUGGCUUGUCAGAGUCUUCCACAAACGCUGAAGAAACUAUAUCUCGAAACAACUCAGAGUCUUAUUGGUCAGAAGCAUAAUGCGGGAGUUUGCACGAGAGGGCAUUGUCACUGCGCAAGUCAAUCGCACGUUAGAGCAGAACAAUAACAAGUUACAGCAGCGGGUCACCGAUUCGAAAGCCAACAUACAAAAGAAACGCAGAGACUUGAAGGCUGUCGUAUGCGCUCGGGAAAAUUUAGUUCUGGCGCUCUACGAAGGCUUGGGUAUCGUACCGCCCGACCUCAAAGGAAACUAUGAUAGCCGCGAAGCAUUGAAUACAGCGAACGAUCGCUAUAUCAGUCUCCUAAAAAGGCUCAUUGGGUAUUGGAAGGAAACUUGCGAGGCCUAUGAAAUUCGGAACUCGGACGUUGAGCACUUAGAAAAGCACCUCCGUGCAGCCCUCGACAGGGUAUGUGAACAAGAAAAAGAAAUUGAGGAGUUGGAAGAAAGAUGCCAGAGCGUCAAGAAAAACUUCAACGAGUUUGUCAAGAUGUCCACUGAGAAGAUAGAGUCGGUAAAUGAAGUCAUUCUUUCGUUGCAGGCCACAUUGGACGAACUGGCUGGGAGUGAGGAGGAGGAGGAAACAGCUUCCCAGGAAGCAGAAUAA